Heterotrigona itama is the source of this 725-nucleotide messenger RNA. NCBI's taxonomy places the organism in Eukaryota, Metazoa, Arthropoda, Insecta, Hymenoptera, Apidae. The record is from the annotation of a GenBank genome assembly.
AUGUAUUAUGGUGUUAGAAAAAUAGAGCCUCAUUACCAAGGGACAAGGGUUAAAAAUUUUAUUAUCUACGAUAGAUAUUACUGAAUAUUAAAAGUAAAAAGAAAAUGCCCUAAGACUUUUAAGCGACAGUGUCUAUAACUAUAUUUCGCAAUAAUGUUGAUCUAACGUAGCCGUAAGAGGAUUGGCGCAAUCUAAAAAAUAGAAAGAACCACGUGGACCCACCGGUUGAAACAAGGCCGCUCGAAAAUAUACGUCUCGACGAGGAAUUCAUCUCGUCACGCGCAUACCGUGUCGUCUCGAAUCCUGAUUUUUGUCCGCGGGGACGUCAUCGUCGUUGAGGACAUCAAGGUCGCUGAAACCUGCUCCGAUUUCCGUGAACCAUCAUCGGUCGCGGUGGCCUUCUCGCGGCGGUGGCAGAAUUUCUCUCUCCGCUUAAUUUCGUCUCUCUUUCUUCCUUCCAGUCAUGUCCCCCUACCACUGGUGCUCGUUUGUCCUCCCUUUGGUAUCGUCCUUCUCUAGAAACUAUCGCGGCCGAAUAUAGCAAGCGUACGGAGUCUAUCAUUAUGCGGCUAUUUGCGGGCACCGCGUGUAGUAACACGUAGGAAUUAAAUCGGAGCUGGCGAAUAGGACAUGCAAAUGCGCGACGAUGACACGAGGCUUUCUAUUCCCCAGAGCAAACGAGAAUGACUGAUCCGAACACGUUCUGUUUUACCAUCCUGUUGAUC